Schistocerca americana (American grasshopper) is the source of this 4178-nucleotide messenger RNA. RefSeq names its product suppressor of cytokine signaling 6-like. Gene Ontology annotation, cellular component: phosphatidylinositol 3-kinase complex. Gene Ontology annotation, molecular function: 1-phosphatidylinositol-3-kinase regulator activity. The record is from RefSeq and is a predicted model, not a curated record. Lineage: Eukaryota; Metazoa; Arthropoda; Insecta; Orthoptera; Acrididae. The transcript has a single exon. Gene Ontology annotation, biological process: intracellular signal transduction; phosphatidylinositol phosphate biosynthetic process. Bases 74 to 1255 code for a protein of 393 amino acids.
UAUGGGUACUGUUGAUGUAGACGAGGAAUGUUGUCCUAUAUUUGGGAGGUAGUUAGCUGAUCUCAGUGCAAAAAUGAAUUUAAGUCAGUUGAAAAACUCUUUAAUUAGGCGAAGCGGCCGGCAAAAUGUAAACAAAACUCCCGGGUGCUGUGAAGUGCAAGAAGAGGAUAAUGGCGAAUCACAGAUAUCUGCUCUAAAAUGUUCAAAGACUGACUCGUCUUUGAUAAAGGAGAGUGCGCGAUGUCAGUGCAAGAAUAAUACUUCAAACGAUAAGCCGAGUAUAUUGAAAAGCUUUAAGAAAAAAUUUCGCUUAAAGUCUAGUGUUGGAAGGACGGUGAAAAGUAAGCCUAAGCAAGCAGUUCGAGGCAUAGAUCCAUCUACACUCUAUGCUCGUAGUUUACACGAUUCUUCAACUAGUGAUGAGUGUGUGUCGGAUAAAGUGGACCCUCUGCGUGUUGUAGGAGAAUUGAAUCAUAUACAAGUAGUGACGAAUAAUGGAAUUCCACAGCAGUGCGAGUCGAGUGCCUCCCAGACGUCAACACAACAAGCUAGCCAGUGGGGAGGAAGUUCUGUUUGUCCCUUAGUCAAGAAACGUACAUCACAAGAGAACGAUGAUUGUUCAGCCGACGGAGAUGACCAUUCUGGAGGGUCGGGAACUGACACUGGACAACAGCAACAGCUUAUACUGAGAUUGAAGAAUGAGAAUGGUACUCAGAGCGAAACUGAAACGGAGAGUGAGAGCUUGGCUAGCCCUCGUAGUCUAACAGGUGAGCUGUUCGAGCUGGCAAAGUACGGCUGGUACUGGGGCCCAAUUACACGAGAAGAGGCAGAAGAAAAGCUAUUGGAUGCACCUGAUGGUUCGUUCCUUGUUAGAGAUUCGUCUGCAGAUCGCUACUUGCUAAGUGUCAGUUUCCGAAGCGCAGGCAAGACGUUUCAUGCCAGAAUUGAGCACAGCCAUGGAGUAUUUAGUUUCUACGCAAAUCCUGGACGUGAAGGGUUUCCAAGUAUCUCUGAACUAAUUGCACAUUCUAUGACUUAUUCAGAAUCAGCUGUUUUCUGUUAUUCUCGCCCUCGUGCUCCAGGAUACCCUGCAUUUCCUGUUCGCUUGGUGAAGCCUGUAUCUCGCUUCACGCAAGUACGAUCUCUUCAGUACCUCUGCAGGUUCGUUAUAAGACAGUACACCAGGGUUGACAAUAUACAGAAACUACCCCUGCCUAGGAGACUGUUAAGUUAUGUGCAGGAAGGACAUUAUUGACACCUGCUGACUUUGUGUCAUCUCUUUGGGGUUGAACUUUAUUAUGUGGUUGAUAGCACACCUGUAAUUUUUUUUGUGUUCCCAUUUUUAAUGACUGACUUUUGUACAGUUAUUGUUGUAUUGCAUGUUUUAUUUUCUUUUAAUGUCGAUGACUAAAGGCAAAAAUCAGACUAAAUUCCUGUGUAUAAAACAUUGCUGCAAUUGAAAAUUUUUAAUGCCCUGCUGACUUUGCAGCUGCUGGUGCAGUGGUAAUUUUUUUCAGAAAAUAAGUUACACAAAUUUUGUAGACAAUAGAAAAUAAAUGGGUGAAGCUUUAUUUCAUUCCUUGCAACAGACCAGUGAAAGAGUUUUCGUACAAUAAUGAAUUCACGAAUUCAGUGUGUGAAAAUUAUGCAAUGGAUAUUAAAUUUGUAUUUGUUAGUAGUUGCUGGAAGCUUGUGCUAGAGUUGGACUCCUUGCAGAUCUACAGCCAACACAGCUUACGUUUGCCUGUUUAAAUCCCAUGUCAUUGCGCUGCUUAAGUCACAGCAAAUUAAUUUUUCCUGUGAUGAGUUUAAUAUUUUCCAAGUAUUCUGCAUUUUCACAGGUGCAUUUUUUGUUUCUACAACAUUUCAGUUUAAACUGGUCUGUAAAUGUUGGUAACUAUACAUCUAGAGUCAUAGGAAAAUUGAAGCACAUUUAUGUUAUGGUGAUCAAACCAUAAAAAAUGUGUAAGUACUGGGUAAUGUGUUUCCUUCCAAAGCACAUUUUACUACACAGGAUCUAUCAGAAUCGUGUGAAAUAUAGUGAUUUCUGUAUACAAAGAUGUAUUUUAAAAUGGGGAAUUCUGUUCCUAUGUUUCUGACAUACCGAUAUUGCAAGCAAGAUAUUUGUAAACGUCAGUCAGACACAGUUAUAUAUGAAUAUUUGCAAAUAAUACCCAUCCUUCUAUCAUGACUUUAUUUAUAUCUGUUUUAUCAUUGGUUGCAGUAACAUCUACACUCAAGGAUGUUUGAGAGAGAAGUACGUGAGAAUAAUAUGAGCCCGUUAUAUGAUUUCAUGCAUUAUCUGUAAUGGGUUUGAUGUUUUACACGUGUAACUUUCUUUCACAGUAUAGGGUCCUUCGCAUGGUACAGGAAAUGAUUUGGCAAUUUCCCCUUUCCAGAUUUUUGUAUACAUAUCACUCAUAAUUCAGUUUAUAUUGAGUGACACUUUGGGCAUCACUUACUUUAAUACAGAUGUAGGCCCUGCUGUCAUGGAAUUAGGUGUUUUUCACUGUUUCACUCUUCUCCUCCCCUCCCCCCAAAAAAAGGGAAGGAUGGACGAAUAUUGGUUUGAAUUUGCAUUAUGACGGUUAGGUUGUGUGUGUAAUUUUAGAAGACCAGGACUGCCGGAUAGUAACUGAAGAUUAAAGAUAUUAUUAGUCUAGAAGUUUGUGCAGUGACUGUGUAAAGGAAGGAAUAGUGGAGGUUCAACAGAUUCAAAUUGUAUUCAUACUAAAGCUACAGUUAUUUACCAGUUUUUGUGCACACCCAAGCAUAGUUGGUGUUAUGUAUAAAUUAUGCCCCUAAUUUUGUGGAAUCUCCACCUUCCCCCCUCACGCCUCUACCCCUCCCCCCUUCUUACUCACACAUACAAAAUUUAAAAUGCUACACUAUUAAUUAAAAUCACAACCAAAUUGUGACACAUAGCUAUUCCCAAUUUGAUACCGACUUGUAGAUUCAAUUAGUGAAAUGCACAUCAAAAUGUUAUACUUUAUGUGAUAUGCUUAAUAAAUAAUGUAAUUUGUGAUAAGAAUUGUCCAUGAAAUUACAUUUUAAGUAAGAAAAUUGUGUAAUUUUUUGAUCUCACUUCUGUUACCAGAAAAGUUGAAUAAGUGAAAUAUUUGUCAGCUGUCUUUAUUAUCUGUUUAAGAAUUUAAACAGAUAUUUAUGUUCUAAUCAAGAGUGUUUUGAGAAAUUUAGUAUGUACCAUCCUUCCCUAUAUAUGCUACAGAACAUUGGAUUGUUGACAGCUGUGUAAGAAUAUGCAUAACAUUAAUAGAGAGAAAGUUCGCAGAUUUGUGAAAAUAAAGGAAGAAACACAAAUGCAUCAAAUUGCUUCUGUGUACUGGAACUGUGUUGCAUUAUUGUGUAAUACCAGUUGUGCCUGUGCCCAUAUAAGACUUUUAUUGUAUGAACAUAUAGUGUAGAGCGUGGUUUGUUACACUAUGACUGAAGUAGUCAGUUCUAUCACGUAUGCUGUUGAAGUAUUUUUGAUACUUUUAUGUUUUCAGAUUAAACAUAAGAAAUAAGAAAGCUUUGAGAAAAAACUUACAGUACCGUAAGUGAAUGCAGACUAUCAGAAAUAUUGGUUUCUUUUUCAUCAUUUGUGGUUAAUAUUGUUGACAAAAGAAUGGUUUUUAUGUGUGUAUGUCUGUGGUCGUAUAGAAAGAUCCCAUUACUUUGCUUGGUAAUGGAUAAUUUGGUUUUCUAAGUAUGCGGUCAGUGUGGGAUUAGUUUGACCAAACUGGAAACUUCAAGCUGAGUGUGAGACCAGAAGUAAAUGAUAAAUCUGACAGAACAGUUACAAACUAAAUGGUAAACAACGAAGCUUUUAUAUUUUAUUUACAAGUAGACAGAACAGCUUGGAACAAAACACAGUUCAGUGAACUGUGAAGACUUGUGUUAAUGUCUUAGGAAACAAUAUUCAGUGAAUAUUCUGGACAGUUAUGUAAGCUGUUGAUGUGCCUUUCUAUCUCUGGGAAAAAUCCCUUACUGUAAGCUGAGUGCUAGCUAGUUGUAUAUGAAUGUACAACUGCAUUGAUAGCUUUAAUCUCAACUAUCCCUCUGUUGUUUGUAGAUGUGAGAAGAAAAUUAUUUAUGAUUAGUAUCUAUUCCCUUGUUGACACACCAUGUCCUACAGUCUAACAUACCUGUGAUUUUCAGAAAUAAAAGAAAUUUCA